Paramecium sonneborni is the source of this 2091-nucleotide messenger RNA. The record is from the annotation of a GenBank genome assembly. Lineage: Eukaryota; Ciliophora; Oligohymenophorea; Peniculida; Parameciidae.
AUGAUUGAAGCUAAAUCAAAAAUUUAAAAGAGAGUUUAAAAAUAUUCCUAUUUCUUAAAUGACAUAAUAGGGGAAGGUUAUUCAUCAUCAGUUUACAAGGGCAUUAAUAUUUAUACCAAUUAAGUUGUUGCUAUUAAGGUUAUAAAUUUCUCCACUUUAACAACUCCUAUUUCCUAAACCCUUUUAAAAAAUGAGAUCACUAUUUUAAAACAAUUAGAUCAUGAGAAUUUGAUGAAAGUUUACGAGAUUUUUGAGACUAAAAAUAACACUUACAUAAUAUGUGAAUAUUGCAAUGAUGGUGAUCUUGCUAAUAUUUUAGAGAAAACCAAUUUUACUUAAACAGAAAUUUUAAGUAUUUUUCUUCAAGUAGCAAAGGGUGUUAAAGCUUUACAUGAUCAAAGUAUAUUCUCUUUAUCAUAAAAUAUUUUAGAAAUUAUCCACAGAGAUAUAAAACCAGCUAAUAUACUGAGAUCUAAUGGAAUUUACAAACUUUCUGAUUUUGGAUUUGCAAUUAUAGAAAAUGAUUUUGAGAGCAUAAUAAAAAGAUUUAGUGUUGGAACGCCAGUUUAUAUGGCACCUGAAACCGUUCAGUUAAAUUGUUAUUCAGAAAAAUCGGAUAUUUGGUCAUUAGGCGUAGUUCUUUACUUAAUGGUAUAUAAGGAAAUCCCUUUUAACCUAAAAAAAGAUGGAGAUCUAUAUGGAAAAUAAUAAAACAUACAUGCCAAAAUUAUAAAUGACAAAUCAUUAAACAAAAAAAUCUAGAAUAUUCUUAUAGGUAUGUUAGAAUUAGAUCAAUAAAAAAGAUUAAGCAUAGAUGCAAUAUUGUCUAUAUUAAAUUAAUAGAAAAAAUUGAAAUGUAAUAACUCUCAUAAGAACAUUCCUUGUAAGAUUUUACGUAGGUAAAGUGGUUAUGACUAAACUACACAUGAUGGUUCUGAUAAUGAUAAUUUUGGAAAUUCAUAAAAAUAUUUAAAAACAUUGCCAGAUGAGUUGCCAGACAUUAAUCAAAAUAUGGAGCCUAUUUCAUUCCGUACUAAUAUUAAUUAGCAUACAUUUGAAUUGAAAUAAAUUUAAUCAAAUCAAUUAUUUAAUGAGCAACCAAAAUUUGACUCAUCACCUCUAGAAAAUAAAGAUAAAUCCAAAAAGUAAAUUCGAAUCACUAUUCCUACAGUUUAGUCAACUUUUACAAAGUUAAAUUCUUAGUCAAAUUAGUAACAAUCUGAAAAUAGUGAUACACAUUAACACAGUAAUCCAAAUAGUACUAAUGACACAAUAAAAAAUAAUCAGAUUUCGAAUUGUUAAUCUUAGAAUUAAAUUAAUUCUAAUUCUCCUUAAAUUGCUCCAAAAAUAAGUAAGGCAAGUACAAUUCGAAAUUAAAGAGUUUCCCCAAUAAACAUUAAUCAAUCUUUAAGAAAUUUGAUUGUUUCACCUUUAAGAUCAAGAAAGAGUCCCACAAUGUGCUCUUUAUCAGAUUUGUAAAAUUUAUAGAUACAUUAAAAUUAACUUCUAUAAAAAAGAGCUGAUUAUGUUAAGUAAAGAGCUAAGACUGAUUUAUCAGUUAAUAAGCCAACUCAUUCAGAAUAGAAGAAAUCAGAAAAAGAUGAAGAAAAAUAAAAAUAAAAAACUGCUUUUGAGUUGUUAGCAGCAACAAUAAGACCAACAUAUAAAUUUUUGAUAUUUUUAAAUUCAGUCUUAAAAAAGUUUGACUCUAUAAACACUGAAGAAAAAUAAAAAUGUUAUUUCUUAUUAAGAAAACUUUUAGCAGUAAAAGCUUUUGCGAUUAAAAAUUAUUGUCCUUCUUAAGCUUAAGAGGAUUUAUAACGUUGGAUUGAUAGCUUUGAAUAAUAUUUUGAAAAAGUUGGAUCUGUAUUUUACAAUCAUCAUGAUAGAAAGUUUAGUCAGUAUUUUAAUAAUAAUCUAGAACAAUUUACAAAAGGAUUUUCUUAAUUACUAUAUACUUAUCUUUAAGAAGUUAAUUAAUAGUUGUUAUCUAAAGAUUUACUAAUAAUUUAGGAAGUAAUCAAUGAAAAUUUAAAAUAAUUUAAUGAUCCAAUUUUAUUUGCUAGAAGGUGGGAGAAUGAUCAAUAAUGA